Postia placenta MAD-698-R-SB12 is the source of this 877-nucleotide messenger RNA. RefSeq lists its product as hypothetical. The transcript has 3 exons. The coding region runs from base 8 to 535 and encodes 175 amino acids. Lineage: Eukaryota; Fungi; Basidiomycota; Agaricomycetes; Polyporales; Adustoporiaceae. The record is from RefSeq and is a predicted model, not a curated record.
GCUCAGCAUGCCCGAAUCUACACAGAGAAGUAUACAUGCUGAAGACCCACCGUAUUACAUCCUCGUCUCACACAGUGCUGCACCAACAAACGCACCGGGCGUCCCGUCGACAACUCUAAGCCAUCCUGUGAUCCAAUACCACUACGCUGACGACCCUGCAGACGCCCUGUUGCCUCAGUAUCCUGGCGAACAGAUCCUAAUCAUAGACUAUGAUCCAAACAGCAGCGCAGCUCCAGCAGUCAAGAGUCUGUCGUCUGACCUCGCAGUGACAGGCCUCAGAGUCACCAGCCCCCCUGGGGCGAGAGCCGCGGAGGAUGACAUGGGGAGAAACGAGAAGAUGUACAUCCUAGAGACCACUGUGCUACCCGAGGAGAACAUGGAUGAAGAUGAAUACAUGUCGCCCAGCGCAGUUCUCACUCGGUUCAGACAGCGGAACGCUGUCCUCAGACUGGCAUUGGAGUAUGGCGAUACGGCCGCCAUGGAUGAUACGAUACAACAGAAGCUCACGGCACCAGGACCACAGGGACAGCCAUAGUCUGUACCGGAGGACUAGCAUACGAGCUCAUCGGGCACGGUACGAGGCGUAUAGCAUCUCAAGAUGCGGGGACGCUUCCGGGCCCUCUGCUAUGAAUGCGGGACAAGAAUCACGAGGUCGCCACCGUCGAGAGCUCUAUAUAUCGUCAGGUCCACACAGGUUCAAGAAGAUCAGGGGUAUGAUACAGGAGACAGUUGAUAGGUUACAGGCAAAACGAGCAUUAGCGCUUCUUGCCCUUCCCGCUUCGAUGCUUUAUGCCCGCCGGCGUCGUCUGCUUGGGCGCUGGCUUUUCCUCCUCACCAGUGUCCAUGAGCGCGGACAGUCUAUACAGAUAUUUCGUCA